CCCCGGUAGGCGCCGCGCGCUCGCUCGCGGGCUGUAGUCGGUGCCGGCGGAUCGCGUCUCUGAGGAUUGUUCCUGGUUGUGCGCGUGGAACCCACAGUUCUCCCCGAGGUGAAAAAAGUAUUAAUGGCCAGAUGCCUUAAGGACAAGGGCGGAGGUGUACAAAGAUAUUACAGCUGAGACACAUACUCUGGAGCGACCAUACUCUGAAGAUGUUGUUUGCUUUUGGUUAACAAGAGAAAAUGCAACUAUAGAGGAAGGCUUUUAUCUCUGCUUUAAUACCGUGUUGUAAAUAACAAUGUAACUGGAUUUACAUCCGUCUUUCUGCUGAGACGGGGAACCCUUGACUGAGGGAGACAUGAGUGACUCAAGGCCGUCACAGGAAGAGAAGCACAAGCUCGGCAGGGCCUCCUCCAAGUUCAAGGACACUCCCAGAGUCAUGCAGUCUGAUGAUUAUUUUGCUCGGAAAUUUAAAGCCAUUAACGGCAGCAUGGGACCCGCCACUUCUUUAAAUGCCUCAAAUUCGGAGAGUGGUGCUCCAGCCAAUGGUACCCCAGCUAUGCCCAAGAUGGGUGUGAGAGCCAGGGUGUCUGAGUGGCCUCCUAAAAAGGACUGCUCCAAGGAGCUGGCCUGCAAGGUGCUGUGGGGAAACCAGUCUCAGACCAGUUAUGACAGUGUCACCUCCAUCAUGCACAAUGGGCAGAAUGACCAGAGCGACGGUCAGCCCAAGGAGCAGCUUGAUCUCGACUUUGUGGAGGCAAAGUACACAAUUGGAGACAUCUUUGUUCACUCUCCUCAAAGAGGACUUCACCCCAUAAGACAGAGAAGCAAUAGUGAUGUCACCAUCAGUGACAUCGAUGCUGAAGACGUCUUAGACCAAAAUGCCGUGAACCCCAACACCGGAGCCGCGCUUCACCGGGAGUACGGGAGCACGUCUUCCAUCGACCGGCAGGGCCUGUCUGGUGAGAACUUCUUUGCGAUGCUCAGAGGAUACCGAGUAGACAGUUAUGACCACAAAGUGAUGGCCCCUUUUGGGUUCCCGGAGUUUUUCUCCUGCGACCCUGCCGUCUCCCCCAGCCUUCACGCCGCAGCACAGAUUUCUCGGGGAGAAUUUGUCCGCAUCUCAGGAUUAGAUUACAUGGACAGCGCCCUCCUCAUGGGCAGAGACAGGGACAAGCCUUUCAAACGGAGGCUAAAGUCGGAGUCAGUGGAAACGUCUCUUUUCCGAAAGCUGCGAACUGUUAAAAGUGAACAUGAGACUUUCAAGUUCACGUCUGAUCUGGAGGACGGUCGUCUCGAGCGGGGCAUUCGCCCUUGGAAUUGUCAGCGGUGUUUUGCACAUUAUGAUGUCCAGAGCAUUUUGUUUAAUAUCAAUGAAGCCAUGGCCACGAGGGCUAACGUGGGGAAAAGGAAGAACAUGACCACCGGGGCCUCUGCAGCAUCCCAGACUCAGGCGCCAGGGGGCCAGGCAGGCAGCUGUGAGUCCCCCCUGGGCAGCAAGGAGGACCUCAACUCAAAGGAGAACCUGGAUGCUGAUGAGGGGGAUGGGAAAAGUAAUGACCUCGUCCUAAGUUGCCCUUACUUUAGAAAUGAGACAGGAGGGGAAGGGGACAGGAGGAUUGCCCUGUCUAGGGCCAACUCGGCAUCUUUCAGCUCCGGGGAAAGUUGCUCCUUUGAAUCCUCUCUCAGCUCUCACUGCACCAAUGCGGGCGUGUCUGUCUUGGAAGUGCCCCGAGAGAACCAGCCGAUUCACAGGGAGAAAGUGAAGCGCUACAUCAUAGAGCACAUUGACCUUGGGGCCUACUAUUACCGCAAGUUCUUCUAUGGGAAAGAGCACCAGAACUACUUUGGGAUAGAUGAGAACCUUGGCCCUGUGGCUGUCAGCAUCCGGAGGGAGAAGGUGGAGGACGCCAAGGAGAAAGAAGGGUCGCAGUUCAACUACCGGGUGGCUUUCAGGACCAGCGAGCUUACAACACUGAGAGGGGCAAUUUUAGAGGACGCUGUCCCCUCCACCGCUAGACACGGCACGGCGCGAGGACUGCCCCUCAAAGAAGUGCUGGAGUAUGUGGUGCCAGAGCUGAGCAUCCAGUGUCUGCGCCAGGCUGCCAGCUCGCCCAAGGUCUCGGAGCAGCUGCUGAAGCUUGACGAGCAGGGGCUGAGCUUCCAGCACAAGGUCGGGGUCCUUUACUGCAAAGCAGGCCAGAGCACGGAGGAGGAGAUGUACAACAAUGAGACGGCGGGGCCGGCCUUCGAAGAAUUCCUCGAUCUCCUGGGCCAGCGAGUGCGGCUGAAGGGGUUCAGUAAAUACCGUGCUCAGCUAGACAAUAAAACUGACUCUACAGGAACUCACUCCCUCUACACCACAUACAAAGACUAUGAACUCAUGUUCCACGUGUCCACCAUGCUGCCCCACAUGCCCAACAACAGACAGCAGCUCUUGAAGAAAAGGCAUAUAGGAAAUGACGUCGUGACCAUUGUCUUCCAAGAGCCCGGAGCACCUCCUUUCAUUCCGAAGAGCAUCCGCUCCCACUUCCAGCAUGUGUUCGUCAUGGCGGUGCACAAGCCCUGCACCGAGAGCGUGUGUGACAGUGUUGGAGUUUCUAGAUUGAAAGACGUGCCUCCGUUUGGCCCCCCGAUUUCCAAAGGCGUCAGGUUUUCGAAGUCAGCAGUGUUUCGGGACUUCCUGUUACACACAGAAAAUGCAGCCCACAAAUUGGAAAAGUUUCAUGCGAUGGCCACUUGGAUGAGGCAGGAGUACUUGAAGGACCUGGCGGAGAACUUCGUCACGACCGCCAUGGACACCUCUGUGAAGUUCAGCUUCAUCACUCUGGGUGCAUAGAAGGAGAAAGUCAAGCUGAGGAAAGAUGCACAUCUGUUCAGCAUCAGGGCCAUCAUGUGGCAUCUGGCGGCCCAGGACUUUGGCCAGUCAGCCGACAUUGAAUAUCUGCUCAGGAUUUCCAACGAGUUCAUCAGGUUGAUCAAAAAGAAUUCCAAGAACAUGGUCUUUAAUUGUUCCUGCAGGGAUGUCAUUGGGUGGACCUCCAGACUGAUGAGUAUCAAGGUGUUUUACGAGAGAGGAGAGUGCAUCCUUCUGUUUUGGGGGGGCAACUGUACUGAAGACAUAAGGGAAUUUCUCCUGUCCCCUUAGAUAGUGACCAGAGGCUGUGAGACCGUGGAAAUGACCCUGAGGAGGAACGGGCUAGGCCAGCUUGGCUUCCACGUGAAUUUUGAAGGAAUUGUUGCCGACGUGGAGCCUUUUGGGUUUGCCUGGAAGGCUGGCCUGCGCCAGGGGAGCCGCCUCGUAGAGAUCUGCAAAGUGGCCGUGGCCACUCUGACCCACGAGCAGAUGAUCGAUCUGCUGCGGACAUCCGUGACCGUGAAGGUGGUCAUCAUCCAGCCGCAGGACAACACCUUGCUCUGCAGAGGGUGUUCGGAGCUCUGCCGGAUCCCCAUGGUGGAGUACAAACUGGACAGCGAGGGCACCCCCUGCGAGUACAAAACCCCCUUCCGGAGGAACACCACGUGGCACCGGGUGCCCACCCCGGCCCUGCAGCCCCUGCCCAGAGCCUCGCCCGCACCGGGCACGCCCGACCGGCUGCAGGGCCAGCAGCUGCUCCAGCAGGCCCAGGCCGCCAUCCCGCGCAGCACCUCCUUCGACCGCAAGCUGCCCGACGGCACCAGAAGUUCGCCCAGCAACCAGUCAUCCUCCAGCGACCCCGGACCCGGUGGGAGCGGGCCCUGGAGACCGCAAGUGGGCUAUGACGGGUGCCAGUCCCCGCUGCUGCUGGAGCACCAGGGCCCAGGCCCUUUGGAGUGUGAAGGAGCCAGGGAAAGGGAGGACGCCAUGGACGGAAGCAGACACCCAGAAACCAAAUGGCAUGGUCCACCCUCCAAAGUCCUGAGUUCCUACAAAGAGAGAGGCCUGCAGAAGGAAGGAGGCUGCAGAGACUCCCCCAACAAGCUCUCCCACAUCGGGGAUAAGAGCUGCUCCAGCCACUCCAGCAGCAACACGCUGUCCAGCAACACCUCCAGCAACAGCGACGACAAGCACUUUGGGUCCGGGGACCUGAUGGACCCGGAGCUGCUGGGGCUGACCUACCUGAAGGGGGCAUCCACCGACAGCGGCAUCGACACGACCCCGUGCAUGCCCCCCACGGGCCUGGGCCCCGUGCACCUGGUGGGCAGCAGGUCCAUGAUCCACAGUCGGGCCGAGCCCUGGGCCGACUCUGGCGACAUCUCGGGGCCUGACGACGAGCAGGCGAAGGUGUACGCGGUGCACAGCUAUGCGCCUGCUUCUGCCAGUGGCGCUGCUGACGGCAGCAUGGGCGACCUCAGCGAGAUCUCCUCUCAUUCCAGUGGCUCACACCAUUCAGGAAGCCCGUCGGCUCACUGUUCCAAAAGUACUGGGUCUCUGGACACAUCCAAAGUCUACAUCGUGUCUCACAGCAGCGGCCCGCCAGUCCCUGGGUCCAUGUCCAAGCCCUACCACCGACAAGGGGCAGUGAGCAAAUACGUCAUUGGCUGGAAGAAGUCGGAAGGCAGCCCCCCGCCUGAGGAGCCGGAAGUGACUGAGUGUCAGGGGCUGUACGGAGAGAUGGAGCUCAUGUCCACAGCAGCUCAGCAUCAGACAGUGGUGGGAGAUGCUGUCUCAGACACUCCACAUGUGCUGUCGAAAGAAGACUUUGUGAAAUUGAUGCUUCCUGACAGCCCCUUAGCAGAGGAGGGGAGAAGAAAGUUUUCGUUCUACGGGAACCUGUCCCCACGACGGUCUCUGUACCGCACCCUCUCUGACGAGAGCAUGUGCAGCCACCGCAGGGGCUCCUCCUUCGGCAGCUCCCGCAGCUCGGUCCUCGACCAAGCCCUGCCCAGCGACAUCCUGUUCAGCAGCACCCCGCCGCACCGCAGCACCCUGCCGCCCCGGACGCAGCCCGCACCCAGCCUGGGCAGCCUGCGCAAUGAGUUCUGGUUCUCCGACGGGUCCUUAUCCGAUAAGUCCAAGUGCGCAGACCCUGGCCUGAUGCCCCUCCCGGACACGGGCACGGGGUUAGACUGGUCCCACCUGGUGGACGCUGCUCGGGCGUUUGAAGGUCUUGACUCAGACGAGGAACUCGGUCUGCUCUGCCACCACACGUCCUACCUAGACCAGAGAGGGGCGCCCUUCUGCACCCUGACAGAUGUGCAGCACAGACAGGGCCUGGAAGGGGCCCAGGAGCUGCCUCUGUGCGUCGACCCAGGCGGCAAAGAGUUCAUGGACACAGCUGGGGAGCAGUCGCCAUCCACCCUGACGGGCAAAGUCAACCAACUGGAGCUGGUCCUGCGGCAGCUGCAGACCGACCUUCGGAAGGAGAAGCAGGACAAGGCGGCGCUGCAGGCGGAGGUGCAGCACCUGCGGCUGGACAACCGGAGGCUGCAGGAGGAGUCGCAGACGGCCGCCGCCCAGCUGCGCACCUUCACGGAGUGGUUCCUCAGCGCCGUGGACAAGAAGCCCUAGCCGGCCCGCCCGGGACCGCCGAGCGCCUGCAGCCCGGCAGCGCAGGCGCGUGGUCUUGGCCGUACUUUCGCCAGUCGUGAAGUCCCUGCUGUCCGCUCUGUCUGGCACCGUGCCCCCGGCAGGAGGGGACCGCACGCUCUCUCCGCGGCCACCCUGGCGUGAAGAUGAAUGUAACUCCCGUGUCGAGAUGAAUGUAACCCUGGUGUCAGUUUAGACCUUUUCUCUUAGGCGCUACUGAGCAGUGGUCUGGCGUGAAGGGUGUGCUUCCUGUCUGUCAGGUGACCUGCUAGAGAUGCUGAGGCAGUUGGCCGUAGUUUGGGCUUUAGUGUUGUAAAAUAGCCACGAAGCGAUGACCAGACGUAUACUUUAAUGUAAAGGUGCUCUAUUUUUUUGGAUGUACAGUAGCUUUACCUCCGCAGCCACGUUAUCAUAGCAAUAAGAGGCCGAGCGAGCCGGAGGAGCCGAGUGGAAGGGAAGCCCCGGUGUUUGACGCUGACCUAGUUCGAAUGCAGUUACUUUAGAGGCUUAUUUAUUUGCAGGAGCAAACGGUGCCUGAAUAUUAACAGUGUUCUGAUUUUUUUAAAUGAUACUUAGGCCUUGUAAAUGGCUCACUGAGUAGUCACUUCGAUCUUAGUCCGCGUGGGUCUAGUUAACGCUCUUAGCGAGGAGUCAGCCUGCUCAGCGACCAGAGCUCCCGCGUGCCGCCAGCCGGCGGGUCCCGUUACACCAAAUCAUCCUGUACAGAGGCUUUGAAGUGUCCUGUAUUUAACACCCUUAUUUAAGCUUAUUUAACCUGGAAUUGUUAAUUUUAUAAGCGUUGGUGCGGCCUGCACUCUGAUGAGGACGGGGCGGCGGCAGCAGGCUCCGAGACGGGCCGGGCGCUACCGACCGGAUGCUGCUAGACACGCCCUCGAACUGCUUCCCGGUCUUACUGUUCUCUUUGAG
Molossus molossus (Pallas's mastiff bat) is the source of this 6433-nucleotide messenger RNA. It is a transcript of the gene SIPA1L2, whose product is annotated as signal induced proliferation associated 1 like 2. Gene Ontology annotation, biological process: activation of GTPase activity; regulation of small GTPase mediated signal transduction. Gene Ontology annotation, cellular component: cytoplasm. Gene Ontology annotation, molecular function: GTPase activator activity; protein binding. The record is from RefSeq and is a predicted model, not a curated record. Lineage: Eukaryota; Metazoa; Chordata; Mammalia; Chiroptera; Molossidae.